Neurospora hispaniola is the source of this 1728-nucleotide messenger RNA. RefSeq lists its product as uncharacterized. Bases 80 to 1423 code for a protein of 447 amino acids. The transcript has a single exon. Lineage: Eukaryota; Fungi; Ascomycota; Sordariomycetes; Sordariales; Sordariaceae. The record is from RefSeq and is a predicted model, not a curated record.
AUUACUUUUUGAUCAGAAGAUUAUCCGCGAUUCCCGCUUAUACUUCACCCAGUUCUGUCUCUUCACGGCGUAAAAGAGAAUGCGACGGUCAAGAAUGAAGUCAACAAUACAAAAAUGUUGCGCCACAGGGCCCUCCAUAACCCGGCGCUCACUCCAUCAAACCUCCCUCCUCCGCUCAUCACCAUCACAUAACGAUUCCAAUAACUCAUCACGAUCACCAUCCUCCUCACCAAAAGACGAAUACUCUGAAGACUUCGACCUCGACCCUGACGACUUCUACUCCUCCCGCCCCUAUCAAAUCGACACCACCACUAAAUCCGUCCACACCAAAACCGGCCUCACCCUCCCCCUCAGUCCCAUCAUGGACCCAACCUACCACUCCUCUCGCAACCGAUGGAAAGAGCGCAAACCCACCUCCCGUCCACCAGGUCAACGCGUCUCCAAAUUUUCACAACUUCUCGAAUCCAACCCCUUCGCCUUGGCUCUCGCCGCACCUCUCCGCGCCUGCACCGCCACCGACGUCUUACUUCCCAAACCUUUUCUCCAGAAAUUCAAUCUCCUCCGCCACCCCGAGACAGACGAGCCGUGGUUUGUGCCUGCUGACCUUUCGGCGCACGGCGCUGCUGCUGAUCCGGCAAAGCAAAAAGACCAGGCGUUGGGACCGUCAGGGUAUACACUAAGUAAUCAGACGCUGUUGCACGAGUUUACGAUAAAGGGCAGUCCGUAUUUUGGGAGGAAUCGGAAGCUGUUGAGGCGGAACGCGACGAAUAAGACGGGGCUGACGGAGGUGUUGAACAAGGCGGUUUGGAGAGAGGAUAUGGAUGCGUUGGUACUCAAGAUGAUGCGACGGAGAAUCGUGGAUGAGUUGUUGUAUCUGACGGGCAAGGUGACGGGGAGUUUGAGGAGGAAGUAUUUGACCCCGUUGAGGGGGGGCUAUGAAGAGGCGAGGGAGAGGAAAUUGAGAGGUGCGUUGGUUUAUGUCGGUGGAAGGCCGGGAACGACAAACGGAAAAGUUACGAAGCCCCCGAUGAGGGUGUCAACUUUGGAGAUCAAGGGAGAGCGGUAUAGUACUAAACUACCAGUUUAUGAUGCUACGGUGCUACUUGGGGAGGAGGAGUUGAAGAGGUUGAUGGAUGAGGAGACGGGAUUUUGGAGGCAGGCACAGUUGUAUGCGGUAGGGAGGGAGGCAACGACGGAGCUGCAGAUAAAGUUGUGGAAGCUGGAAGGGUAUAUGGCGAAGGGGGAGCUGCCUCGUCAUGAGGAGGUUGAGGUUAGCAAAGCUGCUGAAACCAAGGAUGUGAAGAGGCAGGUGCCUGGUGGCCAGGGACAGCGUAAUGCUACGAAAGCCCCAACAAGGGACAUGAAGGGGCCUGGAGGAGGUGGUAAACCCGUUAAUGGACGGGGAGGGGUUCGAAGAGUCUAAUGGCAUACAAAAGGCCCAAAGGGGCCACCGAGUACUCACCUGAAUGCGUCAUCGCUGGAUUACGGAAGACGAGCGGUGUGGUGAGUGGCCGAGCCACUUCGAAUGUGUUCGCUUGCCAUCUUCACCCACUUUGUUUUCUUCCCUGGAGACUUCAACUUCACCUAAUGCUACCGAAAUAUCAAAAGUUGAUAUUCACCAGAUGCUUCAAUGUCCACAAUAAGUGCUUCUCACUGACCUACAGCAACAAUACCCCCCAGUCAAUGAUGCAAUGGACGGAUAGACAAAAAAAAAAAAAAAAAAAAAAA